AGCUCCUCGGCCGCACUUUGCUUGCUGGGCUGCUGAGCCGGCCAGAGUCUGAAUUCCGCCGCCUGCCCGCCGGCGCCGCUCCCUCGCCUCCUCCCCCGAUCCCUCCCCCAAUUGCAGUGGUCUGGCAGUGUCUGGCCGGCGGCCCGCGGGCGGGCCGCCCUGCCCGCGGUAGCCCAACCCCCCCCUUAAAGCGGCGGCGGGAAGAUGAGGUUUCGGGAGCCGCUCCUGGGCGGCAGCGCCGCGAUGCCGGGCGCGUCCCUGCAGCGGGCCUGCCGCCUGCUCGUGGCUGUCUGUGCGCUGCAUCUUGGAGUCACCCUCGUCUACUACCUGGUCGGCCGCGACCUGAGCCGCCUGCCUCAGCUGGUCGGGGUGCCCACACCGCUGCAGGGCAGCUCUAACGGCGCCGCCGCCAUCGGGCAGCCCUCCGGGGAGCUCCGGCCCCGAGGGGCCGCACCGCCGCCUCCUUUGCGCACCUCUUCCAAGCCGCGCUUGGGUGGCGCCUCCAACCCAGACGCGGACUCUCGCCCCGGCCCCGGCCCCGGCCCCGGCCCCGGGAGCAACUUGACUUCGGCCCCAGUGCCCCCCGCCACAGCACUGUCGCUUCCCGCAUGCCCUGAGGAGUCCCCGCUGCUCGUCGGCCCCAUGCUGAUUGAGUUUAACAUACCUGUGGACCUGAAGCUUGUGGAGGAACAGAACCCGAAGGUGAAGGUGGGUGGUCGCUACACCCCCAAGGACUGCAUCUCUCCUCACAAGGUGGCCAUCAUCAUUCCAUUCCGCAACCGGCAGGAACACCUCAAGUACUGGCUGUAUUAUUUGCACCCAAUCCUACAGCGUCAGCAGUUGGACUAUGGCAUCUAUGUUAUCAACCAGUCUUGUCAGUAUCGUCGUCUCUCCCCCACCCCAUCCCCCCUACCCCUGCCCCAGUGCGUGUCUUUUUGCUUCUUCAUCUUUUCCUUCUCUUCCAAGGGUUAACUUUUCACCUUUGGUGAAUAAUUUCCUCUUUAUCUCCCUCUCCCCCAGUUAAUCUAAUUUCUUCUGCUCCAGCUCUGCCCUGAUUAUUUCUUUGGGAAAAUAUGAUCUGACUUCCGGGUAACCAAGUCAUAAAGAAACUUGAAGUCUGCUCUACCUUUCCAGUGAAGAAUAUCUUGUAUGGUAUCUGUAAAGAACCCAUAAUAAAGUGAUGAUAGGAAACCUAAGCCUUGAAAAGAAAGAGGUGGGAGGGGAAACAUUUGGAGCGUGCCCCGUCUACAGAUUAGGACCUUCCUGUGUUCUCUGCUUUACUGUUAUAGUAAGGGAAAGGGAGUUCAUAGCAUCUGGCUUGGGCUUUGUGUACCAUUUGUUGAGCAAAUAGGCCUCUCAGCGUCUUCCUGUCUCAGACACCCUGCUGUCAUUUUGAUGCUUCAUUCACCACCACCCCCAACACAUACCCCAUUUAAGAUGAGAAAGUGCUUAAAAUAGGAGGGGCCCCUGAGACAUCUAGUCCAGGGGUUCUCAGACAGGUUUUUAAGAACAAAACCUCUUCCUGCCGCUUUAAAAUCCUCCACAGCCCCCCAUCCACAGUGGGUCACAAUGGUGCUCUUCUACUUGAAGUGGGGGCCAUGUCCCCAUCUCUGUCCCCUGACUUCCCCUUCAGUCUUUGCUGGGGUUCACGUGUACCCCUGAGGCCAGAUAGUGUGAAAACUGUUCUAUCUUGCAGGUGAGGAAACUGAGGCUCGGAGAGGGGAAGUGACGGGUGGGAAGCCACGUAAGCCACAGUAGGGCUGCAGCUCAGAGCCCAGUGCCCGUCUCCGAGUGCCCUCUCAGUGCGUCAGCACUCACUCCCUCCUCAAGGCCAUUUAGUCCCUCCUUCUCAAAGCUGGGUGUCCAGGGCUGGGGGUGAGCACCCGGCGCAGGCUGCCUGGGUUCCGGCUCGGCUGCUUGCCAGCUCGGUGACCUUGGGCUUGAGUCCUUCACACCUCGGUCUCCUCAGUGGUGGGAGGGCAAGGUCUUAGUCCUUAUUAGCACACAGGGCUGUGACGCACCCGGCACACAGUGAACCCUCGGUAAACAUUAGCUGAUUUGAGUUCCUUCUCCCCCCACCCCGCCCCAUCCCGUCCCCUUCUUCCUGCCUAUUUUCUCUGCCCAGGACCGUGGUGAUAAACUCCUUACUGCUCUCUCCCCGCCUCCUGCUUCACCCCCGCUCGAUACCAGCGUUGAGACCCUCCCUCCCACUCGUGUGGCCUCCGUGGGGUCAGAUAGUGGACUUAGGGACCACGGCAAGCCCACCAGCUUCUUCAGAGAAGGCUUGUGUCUCAAGCUCCACACACAGGGGUGAGCUUUCACGGGCUUUUGGGGCUCCUACCCUGUCCAUACUAAGCUAUUAACCACCUUGGUUUGGUUUAGUCCCCUCCAGUCACCGUAAUGACUUCCCUCUCACAAUAAGCGGGGUACAGGUGGGUGGCGUGCUUUACGGGUUGAGUAAACCUGGAGAAGCGGCAGCGUUGCUGUUGGUUCUCAGUGUCCAGCUCUCUUCCUGCCCUGGCCGGCCGGCACCUGAACAUCCCAUUAGGGUUCUGGCAGGUCCAGCCUCUUGGAGCCAAGGGUGCUUCUCUGAGGCACAGGUGUCCUGCCCAAGGUCCAGCACUGGGACCCUGGUGCGGAGGAGGAGAUCAAGACGUUGUAGCAGAUGGGAGGUGGGGUGCACACUGCACUUCUUCAUACUUUAAUUGGGGAGGGAAACCAGAAAACCACCAAAGGUAAGGGGAAGGCAGGUUGUCACCUGGCAGCACUAGCCCUGAAUCAGAAAUACAGGAUGUUUGUGAGGUUAGCCGCCAUGGGAAUUAACAAACGGGUGAGGAAUGCAGGCCCAGCUGGCCAGGUGGGCUCGUAAUAACCAUGGCAGCCCUUUGCCCCAGAAGCAGUGCCCAGGAUCUGUCUCUCUGAUUCUGUUUGUAUAUCCCCUGGCGCCUCUGAUCUCACUCAGCUGCCUACAAUUUUUCUAGUUCUGGCCGUGUCAUGCCCUCUCUGAACUCUUCGGUAUGUGCCUGCCGUCCACAGGCGAGGGUCUAAAGGGCCUGAAGGCCUGAGCUUGGCAUCUGAGGGAGGCCCUCUGCAGCCCACCCUGACCGACCUCCGGCCACCUCCUCUCAGGCCUCCUUCACACCUUUAGGCCACAGCCACGCUGGACUCGCCACCAUCCCCGAGACACGCUCAGCUGCCCUCCUGUACCUUUGCUUAUGCUGCACCGUCCACCUUCCCGCUGCGUGCCUCCCCUUCCCUCCCCUGGUUGCUCUCUUUCUGGCCACUAUGGGAGGCCCUCCCCAGCCUUAUUAGCUCUGUGAAGGCCUGGAGUGGAGCCGACUUCUCCAUCCGAGCUGUCCCAGGCCACAUUGUGCUUUCUAGUGAGCGGGGGAGAGUGGAGGGGUGAUUCCCUAUGUGCGUGUUCUCCCCGCCCAGCGGCCCCUAGACCCUCAGGUCUGACUUGCUCGUCUCCCUGACCACGCAGCUCCAUGCACGGUCCACCGCAGGGUCAGGGUUUGGAGCACGGAGUUGCUUUCUAUGGCUCCUGCCCUUUUACUUCCACCUGCUCUCAGGACCCCUUGCUCUCAGUUCUCUGGAGAGGUCUGUGUCUCUUAGAAGUGAAGCCUCCUUUCCCCUCCAGGCCAGGUCAUGACCCUCGGGAACCUGCACAGCCUGCUCCCUCCGCUCCCUCCCCCGGGCCUCUCCCCAAAGCUUCCUGUUCCUGGUGGACCAGGGGUGACCUCCCUUUUCAGGAAAAAUGCAGAGAACCUACUCUAAGCCCUGUGGUGUUUGAUGGUCAUAAAACUUUGUGGUCUUUGGGACUGAACCUCUUUCACGGUCUCACUUUGAAUUCUGGCCCUAACAGCCCCUCAGGAGGCAAUGGGUACUCCCACCGUCCCUGCUGAGGGAAGGCUUCCGGAGGGGAGCAGCUUGCUGGGGGUCCCAUGACGGCUGGGUGGCAGAGCUAAGAUUUGGACAGAAAUCACCCGAGGCCUAAGGAAUGCCUCACCUUGCCACGUGUAUUCCCCUCACUGGGGAACAGCUCCACAUCCACUUGGCAAUGCCCCCAUGAGUCCCACUGGGUCACGAGAGGGGGGCAGCAGCUUUGGAGUAGCAGCCUCAGAACCUCCUGGAAGGCUUGCCCAAUUGUCAUGCUUACAGGUAAAACCUGGCCUGAAAGGGGGCCCCAGCUCGCACCUCAGGAGUCUCCGUCUAGCUUUGGAAUUUUUUCCCUCUUCCUUUUCAUCUGUGCACAGUCGUGAGGUGGUUCUAGGCUGCUUGUCUGAGACCAAGUGUGGGCAGGUUUGGAGACCACCGUUUGCACCCUCAGUGAGUGAGAGCAUCUGUCACCGCCCCUCAGCAGCUUACCUCUGUCACUGGGCCAGGCAGCUGGUUCCUAAAUGAGGCCAAGACGAAUUAGAGUGAAGCAGGCUCAUGAGGACAGCUGCCUGGUCCUGAGGCCCCCCUGGUUUCGUUUCAUCUUGACUGUGUCUAUUUACCAUCACCCCGCCCUGCCUUCCAUUUCCUGCCCGAGCUGGCAGCACCCAGAUUGAUGUGUGCAGGAGUGGGGCUCGGGAGGGGUGAGGCCAGUCCUGUUCUGUAGCACCCCCUUGCUGCGGAUAUCUGUACCCUACCACUGCUUGCGUGCUGCCCCAGUGAUUGGUCGUUUCCUUUGCUGUGUGUUUUCCCCUCUCUCUGUCUGUGGCUCGCUCCAGUCUCCUGGGGAAUGUGUAGAAGCACUUACAGGUACUCCAGUCUCCCGGGGAAUGUGUAGAAGCACUUACAGGUACUCGCAGAGCUGGGGAAUUGCCUCCCUGGGCCUUGUUCUGGGAAAUGUCAUUUUCUCUGUUCACCAUUGACUUCGUGACAGGGAACGACAGCUUAUUAGGAAUUUGCCUUUGCCCUGGAACAAGGGUGGUCACAGCCUGGACAUUUGCCUCUCCUCCUUACGUCUCUCCCUUGCAGCCAUCUUUGUCUCUUUUUUCUUUUUCUUUUUUUUUUUUCCUUCUAGUGGGGGCCUUUUGCUUUUAUUUGUUAAUCCUGUUUGUAGCAAAGCAAGCUGAAGGAGGACCUCCUCUCUGUGAUCUGCUUCUUGCUCUCCACCUACUUCCUCUUCUGUGCCCUUCAC
Messenger RNA from Balaenoptera musculus (blue whale), 5128 nucleotides. It is a transcript of the gene B4GALT1, whose product is annotated as beta-1,4-galactosyltransferase 1. The record is from RefSeq and is a predicted model, not a curated record. Bases 205 to 972 code for a protein of 255 amino acids. Lineage: Eukaryota; Metazoa; Chordata; Mammalia; Artiodactyla; Balaenopteridae. The transcript is spliced from 3 exons. Gene Ontology annotation, molecular function: beta-N-acetylglucosaminylglycopeptide beta-1,4-galactosyltransferase activity; cytoskeletal protein binding. Gene Ontology annotation, biological process: carbohydrate metabolic process; protein N-linked glycosylation.